CCCCAUCCCAUCCUGAAGCCUAUUUAUACAGAGCCUGGCUCCUGCCCAGCCUGCCAGCGGGACGGGGCUGCCAGCGCCGCAGCCCAACAUGCUCUGGGCUGCCCGGGGAUGUUUCGUGCUCUGGCUGCUCCCGGCCAUYCUCAGAGCCCGGGUUAGUCCUGAGACGAGGCCCAGCUCUGCGCUGUGCCGGCAGAGCCCCUCGAAGGUGUCUUGCAAAGGAGUUGGCCUGCRGAAGUUUCCCGAGGAGCUUGGCCAAGGAAUUAAGCACCUUGAACUUUCCAACAACUUCAUCCAAAACCUGUCAGGCAGCUACAUGCCAGGAUUUGGGCAGCUGGAGUACCUGGAUGUGUGUUUCAACCAGCUGGAAGCUGUGUCAGCCACCGCCCUGGCUCGGCUGCCUCGGCUGCGCUCGCUCCUCCUGGGCUCCAACCACCUGGACCGGAAUUAUUUGGCUAACGGGGAYGCCUUCCGUUUGCUCAGGAAAAUAGAGGUCCUGGACCUGUCUGUGAACAACCUGGAGAGCCACAUGGCCAGCUGGUACAUCAGCAACCUCACCAGCCUGCGGGUGCUGGAUCUCUCUGGGAACAGGAUGACCAAACUGCUGGCAGGGACCUUUCGGAGCUCRCCGCGGCUGCGCCAGCUCGACCUCAGCGACAACUACAUCAUGGACAUCCAGGAGGGAGCUUUUGAGCCUCUGGAGGAGCUGGAGGUGCUGAACUUGGCUCUGAAUUCCCUCCACUGUAUCUCUGGCUUCAGCCUCAUGCAGCUGCGCGUUUUAAACCUCAGCUACAACUCCCUGGAGCUCUUCUUCUCCGAGGAGGCAGCGGAGCCUUACCUGCUCCAAGUGCUCGACUUGAGCCAUAACAGACUCCUCUCCUUCCCAGCGCUCCCCAAAGCCCAUGAUCUCACGCACUUAAACCUCUCCAACAACUUCAUUGCUUCCCUGCUCCCAGGCUCUCCCCGUCCCGGGGAGUUUGUCCUUCUCUACAAGGAGAUGGAGAGGUUCAACAGGACCGUGCAUCCAGCRGCCGCUCUGACACGUCUGGCUGACCUGGAUCUCAGCAAUAACCUUCUGAAGCUGUUCCCAUUUUCCUUCUUCCACCCUCUGGGCUCCCUGCACAGCCUCAGCCUGGCCAGGAACUGUCUCCAGGAGGUGGCCAGGGAAUCCCUCUCCAAUGGCACGGAGCUGUCCUUGCGCUCACUGGACCUCCACAGCAACGCCCUCCGUGUGCUGCCACGCUGGUUCUUCAAUUCCUUGCCUCACCUGGAAUCCAUGGAUCUGGGCUCCAACAGCCUCCAGCCUUGUGASAGCCGGGGAAGUGGCCUGGGCAGGGGUUUGGGGGGGGAUUCUCACUCCUGCACCCCCUUCUACAACGUUCCCCGCUUGAAGCGUCUGAGCCUGUCCGAGAACAACAUCUCCAGGCUGCAGCCCUACGCCUUCAGCCRGACCCCGCUGCUCUCCCUGGACCUGUCAGGGAACAGGGAUUUGUCCAUGCCCACGGGAGCCCUGGGGGGGCUGGAGAUGUCCCUGCAGGAGCUGUCUCUGAGGGACAACCAGAUGGACGAGAGGCAGGCAGCGCUGCCCUGCCUGGGCACGCUCCGAGUGCUGGACCUGUCGGGAAACCGCCUGAGCCUGCUGCCCACGGGGCUCUCCUGCUCCCCGCUGGAGAGCCUGGACAUUCGGGAUAACAACCUGCAGACCCUGGGCACGGCUGGGAGCUGGUCCCGCAGCCUGAGAGUCGUGUCCUUGGCCGGGAACCCCUGGAGCUGCUGCUCUCUGGGCUGGCUGGACACRCUGCGUGUGGCCGGAGUGGCCGUGCCGGACCUGGCCCGAGCCCGCUGUGCCUUCCAGGAGCACGGCCGGAAUAUCUCGGCCAGCAUCACCGGCACACCCCGCUGGAUCUGCCCCCAGCCCAAGGGCACUGCCUCCCUGGCUCUGCUCGUGGCUCUGGUGGGUCUUUCCCUCCUCACUGCUGGCGCUUUUUGCCUCCUGAGGAAAGGGCGGAACGCUCCGGGGUGUGCUGGACUCAGGAGAAACAGGGUGGGAGUGUCCCAGCCCUGUCCCAAAGGAGAGGGGUCAGCCAAGGAGAGGACACCUGAAAGCGUCACCAAAGUGUAGCCCAGAGCUGCAGCCAUCGGU
Malurus melanocephalus (red-backed fairy wren) is the source of this 2140-nucleotide messenger RNA. Its product is annotated as transforming growth factor beta activator LRRC32-like. The transcript has 2 exons. Lineage: Eukaryota; Metazoa; Chordata; Aves; Passeriformes; Maluridae. Gene Ontology annotation, molecular function: protein binding. Bases 89 to 2119 code for a protein of 676 amino acids. The record is from RefSeq and is a predicted model, not a curated record.